AUGUAUACCUUCAUCACUACUUUAGUAGUCUUCCUCACAGCUUGGAACUCUGUCAAUGGAUUUAUGCAUCAGUGUCUUCGAAGUUUCAAUUCUGUACCAUCAGACGCACGACACAUAGAUUGUCAGGUCGGCAUCGGAAGACAUUUCUCAUGUGAAAUAGAUAAUUGUUGGGUAUCAGAGUCACCAGCCCGAGGAGAUACCAAAUAUAAUAUACUUGAUCACAUCACUUUCAAGAAUUGUCACAAAUACAAGGCUGAAUUUGGGAAUUCUAAGCAAGAGAAAUCUGAAGUUAGUGUUCAGGCUGUGGCUUAUUGGGGAUUCGAUUGGAAAGAUCAUCUUAAUGUGAUUGGGCAUGAGGUUGGGAAAGAGCCUCCAAAAAACCAACCACUGCCAGGAUAUAGGUGUUAUGAUUUGGAAUCGCCACUUGCGCAGUGCCGAUCUGACAAUUGCAAGCUAGUAGAAAAGCCUAAAGAUCAGUGA
Messenger RNA from Melampsora larici-populina 98AG31, 480 nucleotides. RefSeq lists its product as uncharacterized. The coding region runs from base 1 to 480 and encodes 159 amino acids. The record is from RefSeq and is a predicted model, not a curated record. Lineage: Eukaryota; Fungi; Basidiomycota; Pucciniomycetes; Pucciniales; Melampsoraceae. The transcript is spliced from 5 exons.